AUGGACAGCUUCACCACGCUCACCGCCCAAUCCGUCUUUGACGAGCUCAAUCUCGACGUUCAAGACGAUGUCUCUCAUCACUUCGGCUUUCCUUCUGAAGAAGAAGCUGCUACUGAGGUUCCAGCUGAUCAAGAGAGGCCGGGAGAUGGUCGAAAAGCAAUGGGUGCUUUCUGUGUGAUCGUCUAG
This is a messenger RNA of Coprinopsis cinerea okayama7#130, 186 nucleotides long. Its product is annotated as pheromone Phb2.2 B44. Gene Ontology annotation, molecular function: mating pheromone activity. The record is from RefSeq and is a predicted model, not a curated record. The transcript has a single exon. Bases 1 to 186 code for a protein of 61 amino acids. Gene Ontology annotation, cellular component: membrane. Lineage: Eukaryota; Fungi; Basidiomycota; Agaricomycetes; Agaricales; Psathyrellaceae.